This is a messenger RNA of Gadus macrocephalus (Pacific cod), 4066 nucleotides long. RefSeq names its product protein tyrosine phosphatase receptor type C (gene ptprc). The record is from RefSeq and is a predicted model, not a curated record. Gene Ontology annotation, molecular function: protein tyrosine phosphatase activity. Gene Ontology annotation, biological process: positive regulation of peptidyl-tyrosine phosphorylation; negative regulation of protein kinase activity; protein dephosphorylation. NCBI's taxonomy places the organism in Eukaryota, Metazoa, Chordata, Actinopteri, Gadiformes, Gadidae.
ACCAACGAGCAAUAUAUUUAUAUUUCAGAUCGGAAGGAAAUUGAAGAACUUAAAACCGAUUCCUACAAAGAAAUUUGUUACGAGACUGAAUGGAAUAUCUGGAAUACCGUGUUUAAUGUGUCAAGCAAAAAGUAUAAAUUCUGCAUCAAACCGAAGUACACAGACCUUUGUACAAAUUUGACGACCCUCAGUUAUCCAACUUUGAACUUGUCCAAAUGGAUCGGUUUAGAAUACUUGAAUCCCCUCGACAUUAAAUUUGAAGUUCCCAAUAAACUUCCAGCAGAAAUCAACUGGACGAAUAAAAUGGGUUUAAAAUGUGAAGAUCUUGGAAUUAAUUUCACCUGCCAAGGCCCUGACACAACGAAAUACAAGCUGGAUGAGCUAGAGCCUUACACGAAAUACACAUGCACUGGUGUACUGUAUAACCUGCAUAACAAAACCAUUGCCAUUGAAAAGAAAGUCACCAAAGAAGUCAACAUCACUUGUGAUAUAAAACUGGAUGUGAAAAAUACAAAUAAAAACGUGUCAAUACGUUUUAACUGGACGGCAAGCAGCAAACAAUGUUCAAAUCUCUCACAGCAUAACAAACUCUCGUACAGUUGUAGCUGUGGCAAGGCUCAUCACGGUAAGGUCAUUUUUGUUACGUCUAUUUGAUCAUCUAUAUUCAUCCUCGUGAUUUUAGAUCUAUUAAGAUAUUUAUUUCAAUUCAAAUACAAAGAAAGAAACAAGCCAUGCAGUCUGUUCUACUGUUGGUCAAUGGUGUCUUCAUCUAUUUCUUUGUCUCCUUUAGCUCCCUCCUCAAAGGAGCGUUCUUGUGAAGUGACUGGUUUGCUGCCCUUCACUUUGUAUUAUUGCGAAAUUCAACCUUGUUUCAACGAUAAACCCAUUGGCACGGCAACCAAAAAACCGAGCAAAACCAGCGCUGGAGUGCCCAAAGACGUUGCAUUUAAAAGAACAACUCAGGUGGAGAACAAUGCCUUCCAGGUGGAAUGCACUGAUCUUAUAGAGGGCGAUUGGAGAGGUCCAAAAGGAUCGUACCGCGCCACAAUCACACCUGGAGUUCACAAGGAAAUACAAAACAGAAGUUGUUUUUUCCAAUUCCGUGAUCUGAGCUACUCCACGUGGUACAUGGUAUCGAUCUUUGCCGACAAUGGAGUGAAUUCCGGGGAAGCGUUGAAAGUCGAACUUCAGACCAGCUACAACGACAGAGUUCUGAUUGGGUUCCUGGUGUUCCUCAUCCUGCUCACGGCUCUGGCCCUGUCCUUUGUGCUCUACAAGAUCUACAUUCUGCAGCGCAAGAAGACACACCAGGAUGACGGUCUCCUGCUUACUCCACAGACAAACGAGGAAGACCAACUCAUGCAUCUGGAGCCCAUCGGGGCGGAGGUCCUGCUCGACGUCUACAAGAAGAAGAUCGCCGACGAGGGAAGGCUGUUCCUGGCCGAGUUUCAGAGCGUCCCCAGGAUCUUCUCCAGGAACACCAUGAAGGAGGCCAAGAGGUCAUACAACGCCGUGAAGAACCGCUACGUGGACAUCCUGCCUUACGACUAUAACCGCGUUCAGCUGACCAGUGGGAACGGAGAGCACGGGUGUGACUACAUCAACGCCAGCUUCAUCAACGGGUUCCAAGAACCGAAGAAGUACAUCGCAGCUCAAGGACCCAAGGACGAGACCGUGGCUUCCUUCUGGAGGAUGACCUGGGAGCAGAAGUCCUCCAUUAUCGUCAUGGUGACCCGCUGCGAGGAAGGGAACAGGGUGAAGUGCGCCCAGUACUGGCCGUCCACGACCAGCACGCCGGAGGUCUUUGAGGAGUUCGUCGUCAAGCUCAACAAAGAGGAGCAGUGUCCGGAUUACAUCAUCCGCCUUCUCACCCUGUCCAACAAGAGGGAUAACUCCGAGCGGGAGGUGACCCAGAUCCAGUUCACCAGCUGGCCGGACCACGGGGUCCCCGAAGACCCCCAACUGCUGCUGAAGCUCCGCAAGAGGGUCAACGCCUUCAAGAACCUGUUCAGCGGGCCCAUCGUCAUCCAUUGCAGUGCCGGAGUGGGCCGGACCGGGACCUACAUCAGCAUCGACGCCAUGAUGGAGAGCCUGGAGUCGGAGCGCCAGAUGGACAUCUACGGCUACAUCGUCAACCUGCGCAAGCAGCGCUGCCUCAUGGUGCAAGUGGAGACCCAGUACAUCCUGAUCCACCAGGCGAUGAUCGAGCACAACGAGUUUGGCGAGACGGAGAUCGGCCUGUCUGAGUUCCACAGCACCCUGAGCGUGCUGCAGGAGACGGGCUCUGGGGUGGAGACCAGCCUGCUGCAGGACGAGUUCAAGAGGCUGCCCAAGUACAACAACAGGAGGACCUGCAACACCGGACUCGCCGAGGAGAACCAGAAGAAGAAUCGCUCAUCCAUCCUUCCAUACGACUACAACAGAGUGUUCGUGAAGAUCGAGGAGGACCACAAUGAGCCCGACGACCGGGUCUACGAAGAGGAAGACGAGACCGCCUCCUCCUCCGAGGAAGACGAGGACUCCAUGAAAUACAUCAACGCCUCUCACAUCGACGGGUACUGGGGCUCCGGCAGCCUGAUCACAGCCCAGAGCCCUCUGGUCAACACCACCGCCGACUUCUGGCUCAUGGUCUUCCAGAAGAGAGCCGCGGCCAUCGUCAAUCUGUCCGACGGCACGCAAGGCGAUGCUGAGUGUUCUCCCUACUGGGGUCAGGAGAAGACGAAGUUUGAGGACAUCGAGGUGGAGGUGACGGAAACAGAGUGCACGCCCGUGUUCACCGUCCGCACCAUGCAGAUAUACCACACCAAGCGGAAAGAGAGCCGUCAGGUGAAGCAGUUCCACUUCCUCCAGUGGCCGACCCAGAAGCUCCCUGAGAGCGGCGGCCUGCUGACGGACUUGAUCCGCUCCGUCAAGCAGACCUGUGGCUGCAGCACGGGGCCCCUGGAGGGCCGCGGCCCCGUGGUGGUCCACUGCAGUGACGGCUCGCGGCAGUGCGCUGUGUUCUGUGCGCUGUGGAACCUCAUGGACAGCGCCCAGACGGAACGCAUGGUGGACGUCUUCCAGACCGCCAAGGCCCAGCGCAGGCAGAGGCAGGGCAUGAUCAGCAGCGUGGAGCAGUACCAGUUCCUGUACGAGGCGUUGGCGGCCGCCUACCCCGUGCAGAACGGAAGUGUGACGGCGGCGCCCGUUACCGUGGCCGCCGGGGACGCCGUGCACAUCGUCGACGAGACGGGACGAACCCAGGAGCCGGCCGGCAUUACCGCGGACGGCCAGCAGGAGGAGGCGGCGAGCACGCCUCUGAUGCAGAAGGAGGAGAAGGAGGAGAAGGAGGCGGCCGACAACGGGUCCACCGUUACCAUGGAGGUCUGAGGGAGUAGCAGGUGGAGAGGGGGGGGGGGGGGGGGGCUUUCCAGAACGCAGACACAGAUUGUAGAUAUCAGCAUACCGGUACCGGUAUUCAAGCAUACGCUGGGUUGGUUGAUGUUUUUCAUAUUUUAAUCUGUAUUUUUUGCUAUGCCAUUGGAUGCCUUCUGCAAUGUGUUAUUGCUUAAUUUAGUUAUGUAAGGGAAGUUUGUUUUUAACUUCCAUAUCUUAAACUGCUAAUAGUUUAAGUUUUCUUAAUACCUAAUGGCUGUUGUCAAACUAUGUAUUAUAUAUUUACGUUUAGUGCAGAGAACAAGAUUUAUUUAGUCUUUCUUGCCUUACUGCGAGUUUAAUUGGAAGGUUGUAUUUCAGGUAAAGUAUUUUAGGUAAGAAAAUCGAUUAAAAAAACAAAUGCAGCGCUCCUGCAUUUCGUGAAAAAAACGCUAGGGGUCGCCAAACGUUCGGCUAGGACACCAACGCAGACGAUGUGUUCAAUACUGUAGAUAAUUAUAUUGGUCUUUAUAGAUAUUUAAAUUUUGUCACCACACAGUAUUGAAUGCUUGAAUUAUUUUGAAAGACAAAAAGAACAACAGUGAAGCGAGUUGUGUAAUGCCUGUAUAAUGAUGAUGAUGUAUGAUUUGAUGGCAACAAACAUAAGCCACAGAAACAUGAUAAUGUAUUAAAGCGCUUCCUAAUAAUGAAA